ACCUGCUUGACCAUGCGUAGAGAUAAAUGUCAAAAUUUCUGUCUGUGUUUAUUCAAAAAACGUCUGGCUCUCUUCAAGCAAAACACACAAUAUUCACAAUGUCUAAAAGAAGUGCUUUUCAUAGAACACCAAAAUUUAAACCUGAAGUGAAGACUUUAAGUAAUAGGUCAAAACAGUCAGUGUUAAUGUUUAGCAGAAAAGAGAAAGUCGAGGUUCUACCAGAACCCAUCAAAUCGGAGUCAGAUAAAAAAAAUUAUAAAACAAUAAGACUUGAAAAUGGUCUCACAGCUCUAUUAAUAUCUGAUCCGAGCCGCCCUGCCGUAAAUGACGAGUCCAGCUCUAGUGAAGAGGAGAGCAGUGGCUCUGAUGAAACUACAGAGCCAGAGAGUGAUGGUGGAGGAUCUGUUCAUUCAGCAGCUAGUGAUCAUCAUGGUAGCACAAGGAGAAGUGAAUUUGAUGAAGAGAAAUUGGCUGCAUGUGCUCUGUCCGUCGGUGUGGGAAGUUUCAGCGAUCCACCAGACAUCCAGGGGUUGGCUCACUUUGUAGAGCACAUGGUGUUCAUGGGCAGCGAGAAAUAUCCUAAAGAGAAUGAAUUCGACGCAUUUAUUAAAAAAAAAGGCGGUUCCGAUAACGCAUUCACCGGCAGCGAGGAGACCACCUUCUACUUUGAGAUACAGGAAAAAUAUUUGCCCCAGGCGAUGGACAUGUUCAGUCAGUUCUUUGUCAGUCCGCUCAUGAUGAAAGAAGCGAUGCAGCGCGAGCGGGAAGCCAUCGAGUCUGAAUUCUCACUGGCAUUUCCAUCUGAUUCAAACCGUAAGGAUCAGUUGCUCUCAAGCCUGUUCCCCGAAGGCCAUCCGAUGCGUACCUUCACAUGGGGCAACUUACGCAGUCUGCGGGAUAAUAUCAAUGACGAUGAGAAACUAUAUCAAGCUGCUCAUGAGUUCCGCAGAAGGCAUUAUAGCGCGCACAGGAUGACUGUGGCGGUACAGGCGCGCAUGGAACUUUCAGCAUUAGAGCAGUACGUAGUGAACACGUUCGGCAGGAUUCCAAACAAUAAAUUACCCUCCGACGACUUCACUCCAUAUGCUUUUCAGUUGGAUAAAAUCACCCCAGAGUUCAAGAGCAUGUAUUUUAUCAAGCCUGUUAGUGACGUCACCGAGGUCCAUCUAACUUGGUGCAUGCGGUCUUUGAUAUCAGAGUACGAAUCCAAACCGCACCAGUACAUUUCAUAUCUUCUUGGCCACGAAGGAAAAGGCAGUUUACUGUCAUAUCUUAGGAAAAAGGUAUGGGCGCUAGAUAUAUACACAGGCACGUCGGAGAACGGGUAUGACUACACAACCAUGCACAGUCUGUUCCCAAUACAAAUCGUCCUCACGCAAGACGGGCUCGACAAUAUAGAAGAGGUUUUAGAAGCAAUAUUCUCAUACAUAAGUAUGCUUAAGCAAUUGGGACCAUCGGAACGGAUAUAUGAAGAAAUAAAGACAAUAGAGGAGACAAGUUUCCGUUUUGAGGAGGAGACACAACCAUCGGACUAUGUGGAGUCGUUAGUGGAAAAUAUGCGUUUCUAUCCCCCGGAGCAUUACAUCACUGGCGAUAGACUUUAUUACAAGUAUGACCCCAAGGGUAUCAGCGAACUGUUAGAUUGCAUGCGACCUGAGCUGGUUAAUAUAAUGGUCCUGUCAAAUAAGCACUCCGACCCAGUAGAGUACGACGCGAAGGAGCAGUGGUUCGGUACUGAAUACAGGCGACAAGAAAUACCUGAAAACUGGCUACAACGGUGGAUGAAAGUGGAACCAUACCCCGAUUUCCACCUUCCCGAGAAAAACAUCUACAUAACCACCAACUUCGAUCUGAUUCCACCCGCCCAAGAGUACCUAGAUGAAGCGGAUCGCUUGGGUAUUGACCUCAGCAAUAGUACCGUGAAAGACAUACACAAGAAGGUGGCGGGCAGUACUCACGAGACAAAGGUCUUGAAGCGUGGGGAUCUUAUAGCCACUGUUAAUAAUUUCAGGUUAGACCAGCCGAACUUAAUACGCAAGAAUCGUCACAUGGAAUUGUGGUACAAACCUGACUUCAAGUUCCGGUUUCCGACCGCGCUGCUGUACUUCUACUUUAUAACGCCGCUGAGCCUCAAAUCACCCAGGGAAUCAUGUCUUCUAGACUUAUGGACAGACGUGUUACAUCAAGGAUUGAAGGAAGAAGUGUAUCCAGCGAGUAUGGCGGACCUAUCACAUUCACUGUACCUAGUCGACAAAGGGUUGACCUUAAAAGUUAGCGGGUACAAUCAGAACCUUCACCUGCUGGUGGAACUGAUAUCGCGCGAGUUGGGCGCGGCGGCGACCAGCACUGUACCAGUCGCGCUGUUCGACGCGGUGCGGGAGGCUCGCGCGCGCUCGUACCACAACGCACUCAUCAAGCCGCACAAGCUCGCCAAAGACGUUCGCAUGAACAUUCUAUUGGAGCCGUACAUAUCGCCACGUGACAAGGCUAUGGAGAUACAGAACAUCACGCUGGACGAUCUGCAAGACUUCAGUAAGAGACUGCUCAAAAAGAUGUACUUACAAGUAUUGGUGCAAGGCAACCUGCCAUGGUAUGAAGCCAUCAAGAUAUCAGAGAACGUGUGGAACAAUAUCAAAUGGGAUGGACUUUCAGAAGCAGAAAUACCAAAAUUGUUAGUACACCAGUUGCCGCUGGGUGAACGCAAGAUCCGCAUUUUGAAUCUGAACCCGCAGUCUGCGAACAGUAUCGUCACCAACUACUACCAGGCCGAGUUGGCGACUCCGAAGGACACCGCCACGCUAGAAGUCCUCAUGAUGAUGAUGGAGGAGCCGGUGUUCAAUAUACUUCGCACCAAAGAGCAGCUCGGUUAUUCUGUGUUCAGCCGUAUGCGGUACACGUUCGGCGUGCUCGGCUUCUCUGUCACUGUCAACACUCAGGUUGACAAGUUCAGUGUGUCCCACGUGGAUACACGAGUGGAAGCGUUUUUGAAGAAGUUCGCGCGCGACAUGCGCCGCCUGAGCGAGAAGACUCUGCAGACCACUAAGACGUCUCUCGUCCAGCUCAAACACACCACCGAUUACGAGCUCAAAGAGGAGGUGGAAAGAAAUUGGAGAGAAAUUGUGAGCAGAGAAUAUCAAUUCCAAAGGUUAUUCAUGGAGGCUGAGGCGAUAGAAAAAACUAAGCUGUCUGAUAUAAGGAGCUGGGUAGAUAAUCAUUUCUCGACAGGCAACCGGACGCAGUUCAGAAAAUUGUCAAUUCAGAUAAUGGGCCACAAAACAAAUGAGAGCACCACAACCAUUAACGACAAUGAACCUAAAGACUACGCGCUCACGUAUUUGGACGCGAAUGACCCCAUCGGUGACACCACGGAGAACAACACUGACUUCAUAAAAGACAUACAGAGCUUUAAGAAAGAUUUGCCUAUACUAGCCGUCCCCGAAAUAGAGUUAGCCCAGUGUUAGAAUUAAAAUCAUCGUGUGAUAAAAUAGCUAAAAUAUUAUAGAUAGAUACUAUUUGACAAUUUUAAAUUUAAAUAUAUUUAUUUAGUUUAUAUAAUUUAAGUUUUCAUCUUUGAUUCAAUAUUGACGUUGUUGCUAAACUGAAUUUAUUGUUCUUUAUAUUACAUAUUGUUACUCUUCUAAACAGUUCACAUUAUGUUUGUGUCGUGUACUUCACGUUUGGAUUUAAUGUAAUAAAAACGAACAAAUGAUCUUUAUAGAGAACAAAUUCAUAAUGACAUAUUUAUUUUGACUUUUAUUUUACAUAAAUUUGAUUUCAGCUACAACUACGGACGAAUUAUUACUUUUAACUAUAUAUAAUAUAUAGAUAUAUGUUGUUAUCUAGUGAUUUGAUGUUAGUAUUAAUAUACCGUUAAAAAGGUGUAAAAUUUAUACUCCUGAUGACAUGAUUAUUAUAAUAAAAUCAAUAUUGUUCACAAAAUAUUUUUUAUUUUCUAUUGUA
This is a messenger RNA of Galleria mellonella (greater wax moth), 3960 nucleotides long. Its product is annotated as nardilysin-like. Bases 27 to 3461 code for a protein of 1144 amino acids. NCBI's taxonomy places the organism in Eukaryota, Metazoa, Arthropoda, Insecta, Lepidoptera, Pyralidae. Gene Ontology annotation, molecular function: metalloendopeptidase activity; metal ion binding. The record is from RefSeq and is a predicted model, not a curated record. Gene Ontology annotation, biological process: proteolysis. The transcript is spliced from 24 exons.